CGGAGUGAAGGGGUUCACAGAAGAUCCAGUCUCUGCUGGGAAUAUGAGCUUGUUUAACUCUAUCUUACUGGACAUUUCCAACCGGCUGUCCAAGCAGCAGCUGGACAUGAUGAAGUUUCUGUGUGGCGAGGUUAUCAAGAAAAGGGACAUGGAAAGUAUCGACACCGGCUUCAAACUGUUUCAAAUCCUGACGGAGAGACAGAAGCUGACAGAGUACGACACGGAGUUUCUUUCCAAACUCCUCAAAGAUAUUGAUCGGGCGGAUCUGUUGGAGAAAUUAAACAACUUUGAGAGUCAGCCAGAGUCUGAACAGCCGGCCAAAGAAGAGAGAGACAAGCUGGACAUCGCCACACAGGUGAUUGCAGAUCAUCUCGGGAAGAAUUGGCGUAAACUGGGGCGCAAACUGGGUUUGACAGACCCAAAGCUGGACUCUAUCUACCAAAAGCAUCCGACAGACCUGGAGGAGACAGCACUGGAGCUUUUGAAGUGGUGGAGGAAGAGUCGAAAAGCUGAGGCCCGGGUAGAGGAUCUGAUUAAAGCCCUGAGAGAGUGUCAGUUGAACCUCACUGCUGAUAAAGUGGAGGAUAAGCUUGCAAAUCGUUGAUAUUGAUGGAGAUAAAAAUUUGGGACAGAAAUGAGUUGUGAGUAAAGAAAUCAAUUAUAGUAUAAGGGAAAUUAUAGGUAGAUUUGUUAAAUGCUGCCAAAAAAAGGAAAGAAAAAAUAGCUUUGUUGAAGGUUAGCCCUCAGCUUUCUGUAUAUUAUAAAAGAUGCACCAGAAAAUGUUGAUAAAGAUCUGAACAGAGUUGUCUUCUCAAUCCAAGUUGUUCUUGACUGUCAGCUAAUAUUGUUAAUGCAACAUGUUUUUAUCAACAGAUGAAAACAGAAAUGAACCACAGCUGAUAUUUUGUGUUAUUAGAGUGAUCAUACAAAUGCAAAGUUCACAUCUGAGAGGCUCAUCAAACACUUUUGACCAUUCUAGAAAAUGGUUGUUGUGCCUUCAAGAAAUCAUUUUUUGUACUACACUGUAUUAAAAUGCAA
Messenger RNA from Scomber japonicus (chub mackerel), 1038 nucleotides. It is a transcript of the gene fadd, whose product is annotated as Fas (tnfrsf6)-associated via death domain. The coding region runs from base 44 to 604 and encodes 186 amino acids. The record is from RefSeq and is a predicted model, not a curated record. NCBI's taxonomy places the organism in Eukaryota, Metazoa, Chordata, Actinopteri, Scombriformes, Scombridae. Gene Ontology annotation, molecular function: protein binding. The transcript is spliced from 2 exons. Gene Ontology annotation, biological process: signal transduction; regulation of apoptotic process.